AUGAUUGGAUGAAAGGUCCACUUCAGCUUUAGAAUAACAGCUCCUGUUUUGGGCCGAUGUUAUGGUUCUAAAAGGGUUGGUGUUGGUCCACCUCCAAACUCCACACUGUCUUCUGAAGAGUUGUGUGAGCAGUCCUAGUUUGAAACAGAUAAAGUAGAGACAUUACAGGCCCAUCAGGGGUUUUCUGAUCAGAGAUUCUGAUUUCUGACAGAAAAAAUCAUCCUCAGCUGCAGGGUCUGUGUUUGUCCAGCAGAGGGCACCCCAACUCUACACAGAAGAAUACAGGUCUUGUAAUCCCUGAGCGCUGACUGGAAGGUCAGAGGAGUUUUCUUUACAUUUUAUGGUCAUUCUGAUUGUGAUACAAAGGUUAUUUAAACAUUAGGGCUCUGUAAUUUUCACCAGGUGCUUAAAUUUUGUUUUAUUAUGUUGUAACUGAACAGAAAUACUUCAAAUAAAAAGCUAGUGAUGGGAAAUUAAAGAAACUGACAAAUAACCAAUUGAGCAUUUUUCGUUUCUUCAAAUAAAACAGUUUUAGUUGUUUUUUGCACUUUUGUUAAAAUCAUCCAUGGGCGUGGCCUCAGAAUCUGUUAGCCUGCCAGUCAGCGCCCUGGAAACACUUCCCCCAAGCUAACGCUGCUGCAGAAGGAACCAGAGUCCAGUCCGGUACCAGCGAGCCGCUCGGUGCUCCGUAGCCGGACCGAGGCUCAGUUUGUCGGACGUGCGGCGAGGUGAGGAGUCGGUGGAACCGGAUCAGGCCGGUACCAUGUUCUUCUGAUCGGAGUCGGUGUUGCAGCUGACUGUUGCCGUGCAACAGGAUGAAUGGAUACGAAGCUUCGCCGCUCACCGCCGGUGCCUUUGGCUCCUACAUCAAUGGACGCAGCUCACCAUCGCCAGAGCCUCCCAGAAGCAAAGCCAAGAGCGGUGCCAAAGCUCUACAUGAACAAAGGAGGCACGGCACCAGAACCAGCAUCAACAGCCUAACGGACACUUCCCAGUAUCACGUAGAGCACCUGAGUACGUUCGUGUUGGACCGUAAGGACGGUCUGAUCACAGUGGAGGACGGGAUCAGACGGCUCCGUCUGCUGGACGCCAAAGGGAAGGUCUGGACCCAGGAGAUGCUGCUGCAGGUGGAGGAGAAGGCCGUCAGCCUCAUCGACCUGGAGACCAAGAACGAGUUGGAGAACUUCCCAAUCGGGUCGCUUCAGCAUUGCCAGGCGGCGAUGAACACCUGCAGCUAUGACUCCAUCCUAGCGCUGGUCUGUAAAGAAUCAGGUCAGAGUAAACCGGACCUGCACCUGUUCCAGUGCGACGACAUCAAGGCCAAUCUAAUCCAGGCUGAUGUGGAGAGUGCCAUGAUCGAUGCCAAAGGAGGAAAAGCCAAGAAACGACCCGAAACGCUGAAGAUGAUCCUAAAGAGUGACGGCAUAAUCCCACCUCCCCCAACUACACCUGCCCCUGAGGCGCCGGCACCAUCCAAUCAGACGGAUGUUAGAAGCCGAGUUGCUGCCUGGUCGGCCUGGACCAAUGAGCAGCAACACUACGACCAGCUCCCUCAGGACAACGGGCCAGUGGAGAUGACGGCGCUGAGAGUGGACCGGGACGUGCAAAUCCUGAAUCACAUCCUGGACGACAUCGAGUUCUUCGUCACCAAACUGCAGAAAGCUGCCGAGGCUUUCUCUGAACUCUCCAAGAGGAAAAAGGUCAAGAAGGGCAAGAAGAAAGGUCCAGGAGAGGGGGUUCUGUCUCUGAGGUCCAAACCUCCUGGAGAAGAUGAAUUUGUUGACUGUCUACAGAAGUUCAAACACGCCUUCAACCAGCUGGCCAAGCUGAAGGACCACAUUCAGAACCCAAGUGCAGUGGAUCUGGUCCACUUCCUGUUCUCUCCACUCAGGAUGGUGAUCCAAGCGUCUGGUGGCACCGAUCUGGCUCGGAGCGUCGUGGUUCCGCUGCUCACCAGAGACGCCAUUGAGUUCCUCCAUGCCUCAGGGACAGCAGAGGAGCGGCACCUGUGGGUGACGCUGGGAGAUGGGUGGACCAAGUGCAGGCUGGAGUGGCCAAAGGACCACUACUUCCCUCCCUGUGAGCUUCGGCUGCGUGAUGGCUGGGAACCUCCCGUGCUGUCGUCGGUGACUCCGAGUCGGGAACAGGAGCUGAUGCAGCUGGCUGAAAGCCUCGUUGGUGCCGACGUCCAGAGGUUGGAGGACCUGCGACUGCCUCAGGAGGUAGCGUUUUCGAGGUAUCCUCCGGAUGAUGGGUACGCCUUUUCCAACUCCAAACAAUUCCAGAUCCUGGAUCAGGACACGGCCAUGGCUGCUUUUAAACAUGCCAUCAGCCGCCGUGUAGACCGAGGAUUUGACGCCGACAGACCUCAACAGAAACUUUUUGCCAAAUCAAAGUACGACUUUGUAGCGAGAAACAACACGGAGCUGUCGGUUCUGAAAGAUGAACUCGUUGAGGUGCUCGACGACAGGAAGCAAUGGUGGAAAGUUCGGAACGGUUGCGGGUGUGCUGGCUACGUGCCAAACAACGUCUUGGAGAUCACAAAGGCCGUGGACAUGACGAGUCGAGGAGAACCAGUCUACAGCCACACCAUCCAGCUCAUGAUGCCAAAGAAGGAGUUUGAGUUGUUUAAGCAGUUACUGGGAGAGCUAAACGAGAAACAGACCGCAAAGUUGGACCCAGUCCCCGGUAAUCCAGCAGCCACCUCCAUGACGGAGGUCCCCUCAGCGCCCCCUACAGCCCCCACCAGGCUUCCCACACCGCCGCUGCCACCUCCAGUGGUCCAAACCCUCAAAGCGAGUGGCGACAGUGGCCUGAGCACCACUAAUGACAUCAUCAGCACCGGCGCCAAGGACCCGAGCAGCCAGAAAGCCGCCGUAGGCAGCCGCAGGAAGUCCAACAUGGAGGAGGUUCAAGACGAGCUGGUGCACAGGCUGACUUUGGGCCGCAGCACUCAGAAGAAGCUUCAGGUUCCGAGUCAAAGCAGCAGCGGCGCCCUGCCCGCCGCCAGCAUCACCUACGACUCGUCUCCAGAGGAAGUGAGGGCCUGGCUGGAGGCCAAAGGCUUCAGCCCAGUCACCAUCAGCAGCCUGGGAGUUCUGACUGGAGCUCAGCUGUUCUCCCUGAACAAGGAGGAGCUAAAAACAGUUUGUCCCGACGAUGGAGCGCGUGUCUUCAGUCAGGUCACUGUCCAGAAGGCAGCGCUGGAGGUCUUCUUCUGACCCUCCUUUGAUCUUCUGGUUCUCUUACAACCUUCAGUAAGAAGAGUUCGGGCUCUGAGCUCCAGGAGAUCAUGAGGAGGCGACAGGAGAAGCUGGCAGCCACUACCUGGGAUUCAGGGGUGGAGUCUUUUGAUGAAAGCAGUACCCACUGAGCUCCACCUCUUUGCUUUCCAAUCUGCAGCCAGCUAUUUCCUUCCUUCUCAGGCAGCGGCGGACCAUGCAGCAUUUGUGGAGAUCAUGCGGCGCAGGCAGGAGCUCCUCAGCUCGUCUCCGUAGAAACCAGCGGACCAGCUGACUGACCCCUGGAUGUCCAGAACAUUAACCCCACCCCCAAUAUUCUGCCAUGUUUGCCUGAACUUCACAUGAACGUUCAGGAGACCCACUCCUCUGCUGCUGAAGCCUCUCAGUAUUAACGUUGGAAUAUCUCAGGCGCCUUGUGACCCCUGACCCGUUCUGACCACUCACACCAGCUGUUCUGGUUCGUCCUGCAGCGUUAGCAUAAAAAUACAUCUGUGGAAUAAAAUAAUUCAUGUUGACUUUUGUGGGAAAUCUGUUUUGAAUUUGAAAGCGAACCGAUCGGAGUCAUUAGCGUUAAAUCCGGGUUUUUGUGACCUUAUUCUCCUCCAGAACCAGAGUUGGUUCUGCGUUCUAACUCCUGUUCCCACACAUUUUCUGCUGCUAGAGCUUCAUGAACGUCUGUGCUCCUCCAACUUUUACAGGUACAGCAGGUGGGUCUGAACCAGAACGCCCGCUGCUGAUUGGUCAGGAAUCUACCAGAACCUCCAGCUUCAUGCUGUUGGGAUCAGGAGAUCAAACCCACACUUCCUGCUUCUCAAACCUCAAACUGGUGUUUUUACAGGAUGGACGAAGGUUCUGAUGAUUCGCCGUUUUGAAAUCAAAUCACUAAGUCAUCAUCAUGUUUAUUAAUUAGGUUUUUAGGCUGCUUCCUGUACAGAGCUUCAAAAUAAAGGUUCUUAUGUUCU
Molecule: messenger RNA, 4204 nt
Organism: Nothobranchius furzeri (turquoise killifish)
Lineage: Eukaryota; Metazoa; Chordata; Actinopteri; Cyprinodontiformes; Nothobranchiidae
Source: RefSeq, a predicted model, not a curated record